This is a messenger RNA of Bursaphelenchus okinawaensis, 291 nucleotides long. Lineage: Eukaryota; Metazoa; Nematoda; Chromadorea; Rhabditida; Aphelenchoididae. The record is from the annotation of a GenBank genome assembly.
AUGGUCAACCAGUGCUGCCCAAACGAUCAGACGGCCGACCUUCUUUUCUUCGAUCGUCGCCAACCUCUUCGAGAGGUUGCGAUCUCUUGCUGGAAUGUACACCGACGUCUGGCCGCGUUGGCUGAUUUGUUGGCGGCAGGCUUGGACACAUGGCAGAGCAUUGGCGAAUUGGCACUUUUAACAGGAGUUCGACUAGCCAAUUUGGCACAAGCUUCUUUUAAUUUAAAUUUAUUCGAGAAAGAGUACUGUAAUCACAGUAUUCAACUACUGGAAGAGGACCUAGCUCUUUAG